UUAUCUUCCUUCGAACAUGGCUCCAACUAUCCUCAUCGCCGGCGCAACUGGGAACACUGGCCGCAGCGUCACCGAAACUCUGCCCAGGCUGCUCAAGACCAACAAGGCCUUAUCUGACUACCGAAUCCUUGCUCUCACGCGUUCUCUGGACUCGCCAGCCGCAAAGCAGCUCGCCACCUUCCCUGGCAUCGAGAUGGUAGAGAAGAGCUGGGUCGAAAUAACCCCCGAGUGGCUCCGAGAGAACGAGGUUGUCAGGGCCUUCAUCGCAUCGCACAAUAAUCCUAACCAAUUCGCCGAAGAAACCACCUUCCACGUUGCCGCGCUGGAAGCCAAUGUCAAGUACGUGGUGCGGAUAUCAACUACCGCCGCGGCUGUUCGCCCGAACUCGCGUGCAUACUACCAACGCGCCCACUGGGCAAUCGAGGCUCUGCUGAGUACCCCAGAGUUCGAAAGUAUGCAGUGGACUUCGCUCCAGCCCAAUAUCUUCUCUCAGUACUACCUCGCUCCCGCCGUUGAAUUUAUUCAACACUACCGCCAAACCAAAAAGCAGGGGACUCUGAGACUGAUGGGGUCGGAAGAUGCCCCUGUGGGUAUCAUUGACCCGGACGAUGUUGGGAGAUUUGCGGCGCAUCUCCUGGCGCUUGAAGAUCCUGCUGUGCACAAUAGGGCGAAAUACAACCUUAACGGGCCGGAGGAUAUCACCGGGGUGCAGAUUGUCGAGAUGAUUGAGCAGCGCACCGGUACCAAAGUCGAGGAUGUUAUCUUCAGGGACGUCUCAUUCCUCGAUUCUUACUACGAGCAUAACUUCGCGAAAGCUGGGGAGUCAAAGAACGUUAUCUUGUCACUUAAACGUGCCGUGGGCCCAGUAUGGGAUGGGGAAUGCACUUCUUCCACGACCAGCAAGGAAGUAUUGGAUAUUGCAGCACCCAGGCGUACACCAAUUGAUGUUUUGGACAGCAUGUUAGCCGAGCAAUGA
Molecule: messenger RNA, 976 nt
Organism: Aspergillus caelatus
Lineage: Eukaryota; Fungi; Ascomycota; Eurotiomycetes; Eurotiales; Aspergillaceae
Exons: 1
Coding region: 17-976 (319 amino acids)
Source: RefSeq, a predicted model, not a curated record